AGACUACCGUAGAUCUACCGACGGAAGAAUUUUAGAGGUGGAAUGAACUUGAUUUCUCCGUCUUCGUAAAGUAGUUUUUCUUCUUUCUAAUGGCCACUGAACCUGUUUUCAGAGCGCAACAUAUUUUAGACUGCAUUCCACUCAAUCAUAAAGAGGACUUACAAGCAAUAUUCACAAGAGAGGGUUUGCUGAAGAGGACGAUCCAUUCUGUAUGGGGGUGUCCAGGACAUCUUUUCAUCUCCUUAGACGGAGGGACACUCGUAAGAGCAUAUCAGCUGAAGUCUUCUAAUCGCAUAAAGCAGUUUACGAUCUUGGCCAAGGUCUCACCGGUAAUCAAGAUUUGUUUCGUCCAGGAUACGCAUGAUGUCAUUUUAGUUUUCUAUAAGAACGGCCUUGUCAAGGUCUACGAGCACGUCCAACCAGCGGACAGCAACUCUCAGCCAUGGCGCAAGAGAGAACAGUUCAACCUGGGCACAGCCAAUGAUGCAUGCGUGAAGGGCGCCAUCUGUUGUUUUACUCAAGGCAAGAGGGUGGUUGUCUGGGUGGAGGAGCGGAAGGAGGCCACGUCUUCUGGGAGUGCCGUCGAGCAAUGUCUGCUCAGUGCGGAGUUGGAACCCAAUUGCAAAGGCAUCAAGUCACCUGUAUUGCUUCUCUCUGGUUGCCAGUCUGAGCUACAACUAACAGCAAACAACAAUGGAGAACACAUUACAGUCCUUCCAAGCCAACCCUGUCCAGCUGGAAUGUAUUUCAGACUCCAUUUCAACUCUACAGACAGGUCACCUGUGCUGGAAUCUUCCAUUCUUGGAGAGGGGUGUGUAGAGAGGUACAAGAAUUUUCCUGUAGAUUUCAGUGACAACGCAGACAGCCUUAUUCACAUAUGGAGCGAGGUGGCUAAAAAUUCUUAUGGUAAAUUGGUUUCCAUGACGAUGGAAGCGAGGACUGGCAUGGUGUUUCUUAUCUCAGAGGAUGGCUCGGUACAUUCUGUUUCAAAUGCUGGAGAAGAGAAAGUAGGAGUGUUUCAUCUCUCAGAUGUUGAUGCAUCCUCUGUCUCUGACUGGUUUGCUGUGAGGUUUGUGAUCGGAGCAGUCUUCCCUCAAGAAAGAGUCAUUAGAAUCUACAGCUCUGUAUCAGGUGACAUUCUCCAAGAAACCAACCUAUCGUCCAUCACCUCGGCCGAUGCGAUCCAUGUUUGGUCAAUACUGGGUAGUCUUCCGCAGAUCGGCUUCUGGUCAUCCACUGGCAUUUGGUUACUACAGAUGCAAGAAGCUUCAAUGGCCGCCAGAGCUGAUCAGCCAAACACCACUCAACACCUCCAGGACUUUGAGCUAAACAAGAUGGCUGCUGCCACGGAGCUUCAGAAGCUGUACUCGGAACUGACAGAAGAGGGCGCCGUUGCAUCUGAAACCGACCUUGACCUUCUUGCAGAUUCUAAUGUCUUCCAGAAUGAAGCCCUUUUGGUAUCGUUGUCUCAGGGUGUGGACAGGUGCAAGCAUCCAAGAUUGAUGGAGAAGGUUGCCAAUUUGCAGCAGAGGUUCAAGGAAAGGCCCGAUCCCACUCCUGACACCGCUCUCAACGAGUCCAUGCUUCCUCUUCUGAAGGACUUCUAUGAGACAAGGGAACAGAGAGAGAAGUUGGAAAGGGGGGAGAUCAAAUCGUCAGGUGGUUUGACCCUGUCAUCUCAGAUAAAGGAAGCUCUUGAUAUGACCUCAGUUAUUCCAGCAGGACUCAGGCUUAGUAAACUAGAGCUUCUUUCCAAUCUCAACCCUGAGAAGCUUCUAGAAGGUCUUAUCAAAGAGCUGGAUUUAGAACAAGCAAUGGAAUGUGGUGUUAAUGGGGAACAAGAGAGGCCGACAGAAGUACUCAAACACUGGUCAUUAUGCAAUCCCGAGACAGAAGAGGGCGCAAGAUUCUUGAAGAUAUUUUGCCGGCUUUUGUACGUCCAUCAGCCUCUGAAAUUGGUGGAUGUGGUGAGAUUCUUUCAAGAGUUACACAAUACAGCUUCUGAUAUGUCAGCAUUCACCAGAAAAAGACACGGGUUAUCUGUGAGUGGGAUGGUGCUAGAUGUUCUUCCAGACCCAACUGAAUCUUCUGACACCAAGGAGGCUAUCAGAGCAAAAGCACAACUCAUUCAAGACAGUGAUAAGAGCCAUGGACCAAUGAAAGCCCUUCAGCUUCUCCUCUCACAUACCCUCUGGGAAGAUGCAAUACACGUUGUCGAAGGUCACAUGCCCCAGGACAGCCAAUCACAUCGCGAGCUCUUCUACGUCCUCCAGUGUGCAAUGCUACUGGACUCUACCGCCCUCCAGGAACACAGCCAACGACUAUGGGAUUGUUUGCCACCAUCAAUUUCGGCGCUGAAUCUUCUACAGGCUCUACAGAUCAACCAAGAUAGUGUUAAGAACCAACUACAGAGAGACUCGCCGAGACAACCUAUCCAGGGUCCGGGUCUCACCACUGCUCUCCUUAAAGAACAAUUGAUACAGAUGUUGGCCCAUGAAUCUGUAUAAGUUCAUAUUUUGACUGCACUACAUUUCAUGUAAAUUUCAUCCGAAUUCCAUGUAUCUACCUGGAUGUGCAGAGAAUUGAUGUAUAUAUUGGCCCGUGGAUCUAUACGGAAUAGGUCCACGGUGCUACAUCUCAUCCAAAUUCUGUGUCGACAAAUAAUAAUUAGAGAUACUGAACAAGGCAAACUAUACAGCGCUCCUGUCUGAACAAGGAUUGAUAUACAGGUUUGUCCACGAAUCUGUACAGAAAAAAUAUUGCACUUUGUAUUUCUCUCACAACUUGCUGAUCGACUUAGCAAGUGAAAUUGCAGAGAGUCUUGUCAAGGAACAUCAUGCAGGUUACUGAUCUCAUCACUGGCCUUUAGAAAGAGCAAUUGAUACAAAAGCUUGCCCAUGAAUCUGUAUGAACUAACAGGGUUCCCACUGUUAUGGAAAAACCCUGGAAAAAAUCUUGGACAAAUUUGUGGUCAUGGAAAGUCAG
This is a messenger RNA of Lytechinus variegatus (green sea urchin), 2985 nucleotides long. RefSeq lists its product as uncharacterized. Gene Ontology annotation, cellular component: BLOC-2 complex; lysosomal membrane. Gene Ontology annotation, biological process: lysosome localization; organelle organization; protein localization to membrane. The coding region runs from base 90 to 2507 and encodes 805 amino acids. The transcript has 19 exons. NCBI's taxonomy places the organism in Eukaryota, Metazoa, Echinodermata, Echinoidea, Temnopleuroida, Toxopneustidae. The record is from RefSeq and is a predicted model, not a curated record.